AUGAACGCGGGGAAAACCAAGUUCAUGGCCUUCAACCAGCAGUCACCGGUUUGUUUGAAGACCACAGAUGGAUCCACUCUUGAGAAAGUGGAGGACUUCAAGUAUCUUGGGUCCCACAUGGAAAGCACUGCCAAGGACAUCAACUCCCGCAAGGCAGCGGCGUGGAGAGCCUGCAACAAGAUGGACAAGAUCUGGAAGUCAGACCUGUCAAGCAAGCUCAAGACACGCCUCUUCCUCUCAACGGUGGAGUCGGUACUCCUGUACGGCUGUGAAGCGUGGACGGUGACUCCCAAACUGGAAAAGCAACUGGAUGGCUGCUACACAAGGAUGCUGAGCUCUGCAGACAGAGAAGCCCUGCAGAAUGAGCAGCAUUACCUGUUCCUGAAGCGCCUGUGUCAGCUGCUGGUCGGCCUGGGGCAGCAGCUGGGGACCCUCUGGGGUCCAACUGGCCUGGGAGUGGGCUGUCCAGCAAACUUCAGCAAGUACCUGUCAGCCAUCCUGUCCUUCACAGCACACAACAGCCAGAGCCUGUCCUCCCUGACUCAGGGCCUGUGGGCAGCAUUCCUCAGACAUGAGCACAUCUCCAAGGACUCUGUUUUUCUCGAGUUCGUCCCUAAAGUCCUUCAACAGGCCACCAUUAAUGUUGUCAAGACCGGCUUCCCUUCACUCUCCAACUCCCCCAGCUGUACAUACUCCCAGGUCGACUUCGACAGCGAUGAUGAGUUCAACUCGUUCUUCGCAG
Molecule: messenger RNA, 742 nt
Organism: Branchiostoma belcheri (Belcher's lancelet)
Lineage: Eukaryota; Metazoa; Chordata; Leptocardii; Amphioxiformes; Branchiostomatidae
Product: exportin-5-like
Exons: 5
Biological process (GO): protein export from nucleus; RNA export from nucleus
Cellular component (GO): nucleus; RNA nuclear export complex; cytoplasm
Molecular function (GO): RNA binding; nuclear export signal receptor activity
Source: RefSeq, a predicted model, not a curated record